CAGCGCAACAUGAAGCGGAAUGGCAGUCGAAGCUGCGUGACGAGAAAGACCAGGUUUGGAUCACGAGAGCGGGACUGGCUGAAGGGAGACACCCAGCGGGGCUGUGUGUGUCUGUAUGGGGGAACAGUAGACCCUCAGCCACCUGCCUCUGGCCCACAGGCCUCUUCUACCCCUCAGACAGACCUGCAGUUGGUACUCUGCUCCACCAGUACCACGGUGGAGGAGCUGUGUGCUCAGAGAAACGGACAUGCACUUUAUGUUCAACUGCAUGGAGACCUAGUCAGGAGGCUGGAUCCCUCUGAGCGUCCGCUCCAGUUGGUGUAUGACUACUUGGCAUCGAUGGGCUACGCAGACCCCGUACGAGUGCAGCAAGAGGCGGCCAACUCAGACCUCAGCUGUUUGAUCCGUUUCUACAGCGAGCGUCCAGUGAAUGCAGACCAGCAGGAGCGGACCUUGUUGAAAGGUGUAUUCAGCGUCAGGAAAGGCAAGACUCAGCUGCACAAGUGGGCCGAGCGGCAGGUCAUUCUCUGUGGCACCUGUUUGAUCGUGGCCUCUGUGAAAGACAGCCUCACUGGGAAGAUGCACAUCCUGCCCCUGGUGGGGGGAAAGGUGGAGGAGGUGAAGCGGAGGCAGCAUUGUCUGAUGUUCAGCUCAGCUGGGUCACAGGCCCAGACAUACUUUGUCAACUUUGACACACUCACAGACUACCAGCGAUGGCAUCGGCAGGCGUCAAAAGUGGUGUCUCAGACGGUAAGCCUGGUGGACUUGUCCUGCUACAGUCUGGAAGCAGUGCCUGAAUAUCUGUUUUACAGUCAGGACAUCACCCACCUCAACCUACGACACAACUUCAUGAGCCUGCAGGGACCCGGAGGCCUGCUCAACCUCCCCAGGUUUUCUCAGCUGAAGAGCCUGAACUUAUCUCACAACCGUCUGGGUGUGUUCCCUGAGUGUGUGUGCGAGAUCCUCACCCUAACUGAACUCAACCUCUCCUGUAACAGUCUCCACACCAUCCCUGUACAGAUAGGCAACCUUCAAAGCCUGCAGACGCUGUCUUUGGAUGGAAACCACCUCAGCUCCCUGCCUGAAGAGAUGGGUGGCCUGUUUCAGCUCAACAGCCUGGGGCUUUCCUUCAACAGCUUCUCUCACGUCCCUGCUGUGCUGGAGAGAUUGAGUGCAGUCGACAAACUGGCUAUGGCUGGGAACAGAGUGGAGAGUCUGGAGUUGUGUACUCUAGUCGGAAUGAGCCACCUGAAAAAUAUUGACCUCCGGCUGAAUGGAUUGCAGUGGGUGAAAAGUGAGAGUCUGGAGGUAGUGAGCCAGGUGACUCAACUGGACUUACGGGACAACUGCUUGGACUCUCUAGACCUCAGCUCUGUCUGCAACCUGGAGACUCUGCACUGCCAACGCAACCAGCUGGGGACACUCACACUCAGUGGUUUCACACUGCGCAUGCUUCAUGCCAGCAGCAACCGCCUUACAACAGUCAACAUCUAUCCAGUCCCUAACCAGCUGACGCACAUGGACCUAUCACAGAACCUCUUGGAGUACCUUCCAGACUGGGUGUGUGACUGCAGAAAAAUCGAGAUGCUGGACAUUACAAGCAACCUCCUGUCUGAGCUUCCUUCCAGCAGACUGCUCAACAGCUUGAGUUUGAGGAAGCUGCUGACAGGGUACAAUCAUUUGCAAAGAGUGCCUGACCUCCUUGACCAUGUACCUCUGGAAGCCUUGGACCUCCAGCACAACAUGCUAGCUGAGCUUCCAGAGAGCCUGUUUCUGAAGGCCUUAAACCUGAAAUACUUAAACGUGUCAGCCAAUGCCUUGGAAAGCAUUCCUCCGAGCAGCCAAUCAGAGGAGAGCCUCAGCACACUCCAGGAGCUCUACCUGACGGGGAACAACCUGAACGAGAACUGUGGCGCCCUGCUGGUUGGACACCAGAACCUGCGGAUCCUCCACAUUGCCUACAACCAGUUGCUCUCAUUCCCUGCCAGUAAGCUAAGUAAGCUGGAACUGCUGGAGGAGCUAAAUUUAAGUGGCAACAAACUAAAGACUAUACCCUCCACUGUGUCAAACUGUAAGAGACUGCACACCCUCAUAGCACAUUCGAAUCACAUCACUGUCUUCCCAGAGAUCCUCAACCUGCCCGAGAUCAAGCUUGUUGAUCUAAGCUGCAAUGAGCUCACUGAGAUCCAGCUGCCUGAUUCUCUGCCUGCCACUUUACAAGAGCUGGACCUGACGGGAAACAGCAGCCUGAUGCUUGAACACAAAACCCUCAAUCUCUUCAGUCACAUAACCACCCUGAAAUUAGACCAGAAAUCCACCACAACAGCAGGCGACUCACUGAGUGCCUCCACUCCAUGGAAGCAUGGCUAUUCUGAAAUGAGCGGCCAAAGGAACAAGCUAUGUGUGUCCGUACUGGCUCUAGACCACUUUAGGGAUAGCGUGGAAGCAUGCUAUGGUAUUUUCGAUGGAGACCGCAACGAGGAAGUGCCUCGGCUGUUACAGUGCACCAUGGGAGAUGUGCUAUGCGAGGAACUGCAGCACUCCAGUGUUGACAAUGUGUAUAUGUGCAACACUUUCCUCACCUCACACAGGAAACUAGGCAUGGCUGGUCAGAAGCUAGGCGCAUCUGGUCUGCUGUGUUAUAUCCACCGUGAGACUUCAGACCCAGGAGCAUCCUUUAGCCUUACUGUGGCCAACGUGGGCACCUGCCAAGCCGUGCUGUGCCGAGAUGGACAACCUGUACCUCUCUCUAAGGUUUACAGCUUGGAGAACUGCACUGAGGAAAUGGAGCGGGUUAAACUCAGUAAAGCCAUUAUUACAGAGGAUAACAAAGUGAGUGGAGUGACAUGCUGCUCUCGCCUGUUGGGCUGCUCUUAUCUGUCUCCCUGGGUGCUUCCAAAGCCCUGGGUGCACACUGAGCCACUUUGUUCCCAGGAUGAGUUCUUGAUCCUGGGGAAUCGAGCACUGUUUGAACGGGUUUCCUACCAGGAGGCUGUGUGCACCGUGCAGGCUGUAGGGGACCCUCGUGCUGCUGCUAAGAAGUUGUGUUCACUUGCCCAAAGUUACGGUUGCAAGGACAACAUCGGCGCUGUAGUGGUGUCCCUGCACAUUGGUGAGGACAGCUGUACGUGCGAGCCACCGGUCACCGUCACUGAACCACGGGGCCCCACUCCUGCUCCUGUUCCUGCGUUUACGACCCUGGGCCCCAGCGACCCAGCCACCAACCUCUCCUCCAGCAGUGGUAUUGUCACUGAGUUCAGCAGCGAGACAUCAGCUUCAGAGAUUGGCAGUGAAGCAGGGUCCACCGCUUCUGAUGAGCACCCAUCCUCUGGUACUGCAACCCGCCCAGAGAGACGCUGUAGCCUACACCCUGCUACCACACUGUGUGGUAUAAUGAUGCCAGGCUCAGGUGUGACCGGACCCCACCCAGGCCUAUUUCAGCAGCAGCCAUCCUGUACUACAUUCUCAAGUAACCAGUCUGACAACGGCUUGGACAGUGAUGAUGAAGCUCCACUUGAGGGUGUCAUCUCCAAUGGUAGCAAGUUAGAAGUGGAAGUAGACAUUCACUGUUGUGCUUUUCAACUGCGGUCAGGGGCUCAUGAGAGCCCCAAAGACUUGGAACUUGGAAAACGAGGCUCUGACCGUCCCAAUGGUAAAAUGCGCAGACAGAACAGCGUGGUGGUUUCUGCUACAAACGGCUGCCUGCUAGCUGUAUGUGGGAGAGAGAUUGCUGACCUUAAGAAAUCUCCAUCCACAUCCAGCCUGUUUGGGAAGAAGUUGUCCAAUGGCUCUGUGGUAGCCCCCGAAGACAGUCACAACCUAAUUGAGGUUGCCCUAGAGGCGCCUAAGAAAAAGUCUGGCUACUUCACUGCUCCAGCACAGCAGGACCCAGAGGACCAGCUGAUUGUGCCUCCUAGUCUGGAGCAGGAAGUCAGGGAGCAGCUACGAGGCCAGAGCCCUCUAGUCUCAGGCCCCUCUGCGCCAUCCACACCCUCCUCCUUAAAAGAUCCUGUGUGGGAUCAUCCACACCCCCCAGCAUUUCCAUCCAGCUUGGUUCCAGGUCCAGGCCCAACUCCUAUCCUACAACAGGAAGUCUAUGAUACUGCCCUCUAAGGAGGAGGAAUUAUUUGAUUGUGCCAUUCUUGGAAAGAAGAUUCUUCUCAUACACGAGGGGUAUUCCAAUUAAAGUUGUCAUUCAGAUCUUUUUUGAGAAAAAGACAAACCUGUGAUAGUCACUUGACAGUCACUAAGUGAUGCCAUUAAUGUGAGGUCAAAAAAUCAGAGAGAAUAAGGGCAAAAAAAAAAAAAAGAAUUUCAGUUCAUAACAGAAAAUUG
Molecule: messenger RNA, 4335 nt
Organism: Archocentrus centrarchus (flier cichlid)
Lineage: Eukaryota; Metazoa; Chordata; Actinopteri; Cichliformes; Cichlidae
Gene: phlpp2
Product: PH domain and leucine rich repeat protein phosphatase 2
Exons: 18
Coding region: 10-4113 (1367 amino acids)
Cellular component (GO): cytoplasm
Molecular function (GO): protein binding
Source: RefSeq, a predicted model, not a curated record